Molecule: messenger RNA, 3522 nt
Organism: Leucoraja erinaceus (little skate)
Lineage: Eukaryota; Metazoa; Chordata; Chondrichthyes; Rajiformes; Rajidae
Product: general transcription factor II-I repeat domain-containing protein 2A-like
Exons: 2
Coding region: 162-1952 (596 amino acids)
Molecular function (GO): protein dimerization activity
Source: RefSeq, a predicted model, not a curated record
GUGGCGCCGCUCCGUCAGCUCGGCUCAGCUCAGCUCAGCGCCCUCCAUCUUACCUCAGCGCUCACCGGCCCGACCUGUGCGCUGCAACCUUCCCUCGACCGCCGAGCCGCCGCCGCCGCCGCCGCCGCCCCCACGGGGGGGGAGUUUACCCGCAAACCUCAAUGGCUACAAAACGCAGGAAGGUGGAUGCUGAGUGCCGAAUCUUCCAGGGCAUUUGGACAGAAAAGUACUUCUUUAUACAGCACUUCGGCACGCCCACAUGCCUUAUCUGCCACGCAAGUGUUAGUGUGAACAAGGAGUUCAACAUCAGGCGGCACUAUGUAACAAAACAUCCAAAAUUCAGUGAAAUAAUUGGGCAAGCAAGGAAGCAUGAAGUUCAUAACCUUAAAUGGAGCCUGGCAAAUCAGAUGUUGAAGAAACAAGGUGUGGAAUCAGAGAGGAACACGCUUGCUAGCUACGCAGUUUCUAAGUUGAUAGCAGAAAAUAUGAAGCCCGUCACUGACGGAGAUUUUGUGAAAGAAUGUUUGAUGGCAGUUGUGGAAAUUCUGUGUCCUGAGAAAAAGGUUUCAUUUUCAAAUGUCAAUCUCUCUGCAAGAACAGUUGCACGACGAAUAGAAGAAAUGUCAGCAGAUGUGAAAAGCUGUUUGAAGGACUAUUGCAGAAAUUUCCAGUUCUUCUCAAUAGCCCUCGAUCAGAGUACAGAUACCAAAAACACCGCUCAGCUUGCAGUGUUUGUACGUGGAGUAACUUCAGAUUUUGACACUGUUGAGGAGUUUGUUCAACUGGAACAUAUGAAAGGUGCUGCCAUAGGAGUAGAUAUUCUUGUGGCAUUGCUCAAGUGUACCACAGACAUGGAGCUGGAUCUAUCUAAGUUAGUAUGCGUAGCAACUGAUGGAACGCCAGCAAUGGUUAGAGAGAAAAAAGGUGCUGUGGCUAUGCUUGAAAGCCACAUGGAAGGCCUUGAAAUUAACCACGAGAUUAAAAAAAUGCACUGCCUAAUCCACCAUGAAGCACUGUUUGCCAAGUCUUCAAAUGUGAAGGAUGUGAUGGAGGUAGUGGUAAGAGCAGUAAACCUACUAUUGUCACGGGGACUAAACCACCGUCAAUUUCAACAACUUUUCUCGGAAGCAGAGGCCCAGUAUGGAGACCUGCUCUAUUUCUGCGACGUUCGGUUGCUCAGUCGAGGUGCAAUGUUAGAAAAAGUAUACGCUCUGCGGGAAGAAAUAGCAACAUUCCUCGAAGGUAAAAAUGUGAGUGCCUCAGAAUUUCGCGAUCCUAAAUGGCUUUCGAGUCUAGCAUUCCUGGUAGAUUUAACAGCUCAUUUAAACAACCUCAACUCGCAACUUCAGGGAAGAAAUCAACUCGUACAUGAUAUGUGUGGACACAUCGUCGCCUUCGAAACAAAACUGCGACUGUGGGAAUGCCAGCUUGAGAAAUCAUGCUACGCUCAUUUCCCCAAACUCCAGGAGACCCAACCGACAGACACCAACACAUUUGUGACUGUGAUACGUGACUUGAAAACUGAGUUUUCUUCACGUUUCGCUGACAUUCGCUCACACACAAGCGAAUUCAGGCUGUUUGCCACUCCAUUUGACGUGGACAUCGACAAUGCACCAGAAAAUGUUCAAAUGGAACUAAUUGAGAUGCAGUGCAGCGAUGUAUUAAGAACUAAAUUUAAUGCAACGGACAUAUCUCUACUAGAGUUCUACAAGAAAUAUCUCCAUGAAACUGGUAGGUAUACCAACUUAGUAGAUCACGCAAAAAAAAUGACAUCAAUGUUCGGCAGUACUUACAUGUGUGAGCAACUCUUCUCAAAAAUGAAAUACACGAAGAGUAAAUUAAGAAACCGACUGACUGAUGCCCAUUUAGAUGGCAUCUUGCAUCUGGCCUCUUCCAACCUGUCACCUGAUAUUGAGAGACUAUCGAGCGUAAAACAACAAGUGUCACACUAACAGCUAUGAGACAGACAAACAGACUGACAGAGAGGGGAAGGGUAGUUUCAAUACCAGUGUCUCAAACUAACUUUGUUCUGGACUUUGUUUAGUUCACUUUGUUCAGUAGUCAAGUCAAGUCAAGAGAGUUUAUUGUCAUGUGUCCCAGAUAGGACAAUGAAAUUCUUGCUUGCUGCAGCAAAACAGAAUAUUGUAAACAGUUCAGUUCAAUAUACACAUAUAUGUAUGCUGUAGACAAAAUAUUGCUAAGUGGGACCCAGCAUCACACGGGAGAGCUGGUCCCCCAACGCAGUAUUCCAACUCUCCACCAAUUCCAAUAUUGGUGGCCAGUGGGCGGGGCUUUCUGGAGUGCUAGUAUGGGUGUUGUGGGCUGAAGGGACUGGUUUCCAGAGGGCUAGUAUGGACAUUGUGGGCCGAAUGGAUUCUUGGGCUGGCGGGUCAGUCACUCAAGCCUGUUGUGCUGGCAGCUCACUCACUCACGGCUGGUGGGCUCGCUGUUGACACACGGCUAUUCUUUGAAAUUUCAUUUCAAGCAGGGUGGCAAGGCCACCAAAUUCAAGUGCAGUUUCUUACCAUUUCAAGCAGGGUGCAAGGCCACCAAAUUGAAGUGCAGUUUCAUACCACUUCAAGCAGGGUGGCAAGGCCACCAAAUUCAAGUGCAGUUUCAUACCACUUCAAGCAGGGUGGCAAGGGCACUAAAGACAGCGAUUCAUGACCUCUCCCUCCUCCAUCUUGCAGAGACUGAGCCACGACCACACUUCUGGGUUUUAUAGUCCCUCCCGCCAGAAGGGUCAUGGCCUUCAUGGCAUGAUUAACAGGAGAGAAUCUCAACAUUUUUAAAACACUAAUAACUCUUAUUUUCCAUCGAUGAGAAAAAUCCUCUUGUCCUGCGCAGCGGAGGAGGACUCUGAGUAAGAUGGCCAAAAAUCACAGCCGUAAGUGGCAGUGUUUUUUCUAAAAUCAAUAUACAGAACAACAGGAAGUGGUCAAGGUCAGACUUUUAGUAAUAUAGAUGUAUUAUUACCUCCAUUUAUUAACAAUGGCGAUACAUGUGGCAGCCAUCCACUCACAGACAUGGGUCCUGGCCCCUAUUCAGAACAAGGUUGCCGACCCCUGCCUUAUGUCCUUAUGACAUUAUAACAAGAGCUGGCACAGUGGCGCAGCUGUAGUGUUGUUCCCUCACAGUGCCAUGAUCCGGAUUCAAUCCUUACUACUGCCCCUGUCUGUACAGAGUUUGUAUGUUCUUUCUGUGACCAGGUGGGUUUUCUCCGGAUGCUCCGGUUUCCUCCCACAUACAGGUUUGUUGGCUUCUGUAAAUUGUAAAUUGCCCCUCGUAUUUAGGAUAGAAAUAGUGUGCGGGCAGUGGCGGACUGGGUCUAAAAAUAUUGGUUGCCGGAGACAAAGGGGGCCCACUUGAUAUAGGGGUCCCACUUCAUCAGGGGCCCACUUGCCAUCGGGCAAGCUGACACCCUGGCCAGUCCGCCACUGUGUGCCGGGAUCGCUGACCCAUGUACCGAGGGGCCACUUUCUGCCCUGUAUCUCUAAAACUAAAACUAAACUUAUGUUAAGU